AUGAGUAUCGAAAUUCACGUGGGAUAGUCUACUGAGGCCCAUUUAAAAAUGCAAGAAAUAUCAGACAUAACCAAGGAUCAGGAACUCGUGCCGUCCUGCCUGGAACGCCUGCAGAAAGAGGCACUGAAGUGUUUGGAGGGCUUCCCGAGCAAAGUCAGUGAUCUCAACGGUAUAAUUGAGAUCUAUGCACCCAAGGCCGGAAGUGUCGACACGGAGACGAUCAACAGGCACCCGGGAUCCAGAUCGAUAUCGUCUACCAUCGGAGAAUAUGAUGUCACGUCAGCUCCGGAUUACGAUGCAAAAAUUGGGCAAUCGGGGUAUGACUUGACGUCUCUGGCGAGCUACUGCACCCUGUCAACGUACGAGCGAGGGAGGAAUCGACAUGGCAUCUGCAAACGCCGGUGUUACAAAAUCCAUCGGCCCCGGGGUAUCGUAACUCGUCGUCGGCCUGGAGCACUUGGACAAAUUCUGGUUUACGUCGCUAGUAAACUGGCAACGUGCACCAAAAAUAUGGUGAUAGCUCCGUCGUUGUAUUUUGUGGAGAGGAUUGUUUCUAUGCUCUUUCAAAAACGAGAACUGAAGAACGCCCAGUGUGGUCCGUGCGCAGAUUGGGGCACCUCGCUGUCAGCUUGCGUAACAUCCUUCAAAGAAGACAAUACGACAGUCGGGAGCUUCAUAAGUGUCAUGAGGCCAGCAGCUGUCCAGCUAAUAUCCGACACCACAAUAUUGAAACGCUGGCUGCAAGCACUGGCUACCAGUACGUGUCAGUCGUCUGUUGAGCUAACCAACGCAACUAGGAACACGGAGACCAUUGACUGUUGGGCUUAUGAACUCUUCUUCCACCUCAAGUACCUCCAGGUCAAUCGUGUUCGUGAUGCCGACAAAGUAACUGAUGGUUCCGGAAUUAAUGACGAGGUAACGCACAUGAACUUGUGGCACAGAAUGGUCCAGCUUCGUGAUAAUUACAUAAUUCUUUACGAAAUCCUUUAUGCGAAUUCAAAAAUUAGGAAAAUGGCCAAUUGCGACGGAAAAUUUAGUUGAUCCUCAUUCGGAUGACAUUGUUAAGAGCUCUUGAAGCACUAUACACAUCAUUGAAACGAGCUAUGGUACAAAAUUACUAGGUAUGUCACUGACCAAUUGUUUUCCCUUGAGCGUAAAGUAAAAUUUGGCAAAAAUCCCACUUUCCACACAUCGCGAUGAAAAAUAGGGUUCGAUACCCCUGGGAAAGUAUUCUUUGAUAUUUUUCUAGUGCACAUGAAAGUAUAACACAGAAUAUUCUAGCCUCGUGAUAAUUACAUAAUUCCUUAUGACAUCCUUUAUGCUAAUCCGCAAAUUAGUUAAAUGGUGAAUUGUAAGUAAAAAUUGAAUCGAUUCUGACGGGAAAUUAAUGCCUUUAUUACUAAAUUAAAUAAAAAUAUAUUGAGGAAUGUAAUUCAUUUUCGGAUGACAUUGUUAA
This is a messenger RNA of Diachasma alloeum, 1456 nucleotides long. RefSeq lists its product as uncharacterized. The record is from RefSeq and is a predicted model, not a curated record. Lineage: Eukaryota; Metazoa; Arthropoda; Insecta; Hymenoptera; Braconidae. The transcript is spliced from 6 exons.